This is a messenger RNA of Cladophialophora yegresii CBS 114405, 945 nucleotides long. RefSeq lists its product as uncharacterized. Bases 1 to 945 code for a protein of 314 amino acids. The record is from RefSeq and is a predicted model, not a curated record. Lineage: Eukaryota; Fungi; Ascomycota; Eurotiomycetes; Chaetothyriales; Herpotrichiellaceae. Gene Ontology annotation, biological process: maturation of SSU-rRNA from tricistronic rRNA transcript (SSU-rRNA, 5.8S rRNA, LSU-rRNA). The transcript has a single exon. Gene Ontology annotation, cellular component: 90S preribosome; nucleolus.
AUGGCGCCACUCCGGCUCGCGGAUCGACCUGUCCAGCUAAGACACGCCUACGAAGAGGAAGAAGAGCUUGGGCUGUCCAACGAGGAUAUCAGCGACGAGGCACAAUCGGAUGGAGGGAACUCGGUUGGAAGCGACUCGCAGUCAGAGGGCGAGGACACAGCUCCCUCAUCCGGCGCGGACGAAGACGACGAUGAGAAGGCAGAAGAUGAACAAACCUCGUUGGCAGAUAUAAGUUUUGGUGCACUCGCAAAAGCACAAGAGACAUUCAACCCCAAGCCUCGAAAACGGAAGCUUGGCGAGACUCGAGAAGAGCCCGCGGCACCCGAUGACGGCCGAGACGGAGGCGAGACAUUUGACACCCGCAGGCGAGCAAAGGAAGCACGGCUCGACGCUCCAAAGCGAACAUCCAAGCAUGCGCCGACCAUCGAGUCCGCGCGAAAACCCGUCUCCCGCAAAAGAACGAUAUUCGAGCCUCCACCGUCGGCGAAGUCGCGAGACCCUCGUUUCGAUCCCACUGUCAUGUCUAGCAACCGCGCUCCCAGCGCCGCGGAGAAAGCCAACAAGAACUACUCUUUCCUGUCGCAGUACCAAGCGGAAGAGAUAUUGCAAGUGAAAACCCAGAUCAAGAAGGCCAAGGACCCCGAUGUAGUCGAGGAUCUCAAACGACAAGUCAUGUCGAUGGAGUCGAAGGUGCGGAGUGCGCAGAGCAGACAGCGAGAAGCCGAGAUCCGGAAGAAACACAAGGAGAAGGAAAAGGAGGCGCUCCGGUCGGGCCAGAAAUCAAAGCCCUACUUCUUGAAGGAAGCAGACGUCAAGAGACUCGCCAAACAAGAACGAUUCGAGAGCAUGGGCAAGAAAGUCCGUGACAAGGCUGAGAAGAGACGCCUGAAGAGGGAGAAGGGUAAAGAAGCCCGAGACAUGCCGAAAGUGAGACGAGAACGGUAG